UUUGAGAAAUGUCUGGCAUAGUGUCAAGUCAUCUGUAUGUGAAUGUCUGAUUCCAGAAUAUAUGUGCCUUCUCAUCACAGCAGGUACCGUCGGGGGUUGGAUCCUGAGGCUCCUCUGGCCUUCACGCUGAUCCACUGAAAGAGUCUCUGAACUGUGCUUUGGCUCUGACUGAAAGAAGGAGGUUUUGUUUUACUGGCAGAGGAAGAGCAGAAGGGAGAGGUUCAAAGGACUGGCAGCUCCCAGAGCACACUCCGAACAGUUCUAGAUGUGAAUCAAUCCCAUGAUGCAACAUGUCUCCCCAGCACCAGCUCUGACAAUGAUGGCCACACAGAGUGUGCCCCCUCCCCCUUACCAAGACAGCCAGCAGAUGACUGCCACCGCGCAACAGCCGGCUAAGGCACAGCCAGGGCACAUCACAACACCCUCGGGAGCAGCCAAUACCCCAGUCCCCAGCACUCCUAUUGACCCUCAGGCACAGCUGGAGGCUGACAAGCGAGCUGUCUACAGGCAUCCUCUUUUCCCGCUCCUGACGCUGCUGUUUGAGAAGUGUGAGCAGGCCACACAGGGCUCCGAGUGCAUCACCUCUGCCAGCUUUGACGUGGACAUUGAGAACUUUGUACACCAGCAGGAGCAGGAACACAAACCAUUCUUCAGUGAUGACCCCGAACUGGACAACCUGAUGGUGAAAGCAAUUCAGGUCCUGAGAAUUCAUCUGCUGGAGUUGGAGAAGGUGAAUGAAUUGUGCAAGGACUUUUGUAACCGUUAUAUCACCUGCCUCAAAACAAAGAUGCACAGCGAUAACCUACUCAGGAAUGAUCUUGGGGGGCCCUACUCCCCAAACCAGCCCUCCAUAAACCUACACCCACAGGAUUUGCUGCAGAAUUCUCCGAACUCAAUGACUGCAGUGGCCAACAACCCCCAGGGAAUUGUGGUCCCAGCAUCAGCGCUGCAGCCGGGGAACAUCUCCAUGGCAACGGUCAAUUCACAAGUUGUGUCAGGUGGAGCCCUUUACCAGCCUGUAACUAUGGUAACAUCUCAGGGCCAAGUGGUAACCCAAGCAAUCCCACAAGGAGCCAUACAGAUCCAGAACACACAGGUUAACCUGGAUCUGACCUCCCUCCUUGACAGUGAAGAUAAAAAGUCAAAGAACAAACGGGGAGUCCUACCGAAGCACGCUACCAAUAUAAUGCGAUCCUGGCUCUUCCAGCAUCUUAUGCACCCUUACCCAACAGAGGAUGAGAAAAGGCAGAUAGCAGCACAGACAAACCUGACACUUUUGCAAGUCAAUAACUGGUUUAUCAAUGCCCGACGGCGCAUUCUGCAGCCCAUGCUUGAUGCGAGCAAUCCAGAUCCAGCCCCCAAAGCCAAGAAGAUCAAAUCUCAGCACCGUCCUACUCAGAGAUUCUGGCCCAACUCUAUUGCAGCUGGAGUGCUGCAGCAACAAGGAGUCAAUCCUAGUACCAAUCCUGACGGCUCCUUAAUUAUGGACAACCUGCAGUCCCUGUCUUCCGAUAAUGCUACCAUUGCUAUGCAGCAGGCCAUGAUGGCAGCUCAUGACGACUCACUUGAUGGAACAGAAGAUGAGGAGGAGGAUGAAAUGGAGGAAGAAGAAGAAGAAGAACUGGAGGAAGACAAUGAUGAGCUCCAGACAACGAAUGUCAGUGACCUUGGCUUGGAGCAGAGUGACUCAUUGGAGUAGUAAAGAAUUGAAGGUUCCCUGAUUUACGGUAGAGCAGAUGCCUCCUGGGAAGAUGUUUGCCUACCUAAAUCAGCAGCCUGAGGAAUUUUAGAGGAACCCUGAUCUUUGACAUACAAGCCCCCCACAUCGCUUUAAAAAUUAUGUAUGACAAAAUCAAGUAAUGAUACCCUUACAAAGUGUCCUGCUUGCCUGCAACACACUGCAGCUAUGGACAAGAGUGCACAUUUAAGAGACCAGUAGAAUGUGCAGGGUUAUUAUUUAAGUGAAGGACACAUGUUUACAAGGCACAUAUUGUGGCCAGUUUUUUGUUGUUGUUGUUGUUGUUGUUUUUGAUAAGAACAAAAGUGUUUUUAGGGCAAGCUGUUUUCUGUAUGACUGAGUCUUUGAUGGAUGUUAUCAUGCAAUGCCUUUUUUGACAUGCAGGUGAGAGGCAGGUCUGUUUUCAUUUUCAUUGCUUUUAUGAAAGAUUUAUAGAUGCAAAAGGAUUGAUGCUUUUUUUAAGUAAAAGAUUGUAAUGAUUAUAAAUAUCUAACUGUAGGGAAAUCAGAGUUUGCAAAUUGUCAGAAUUUAAAACUGAACCUUGAAAGACUUUAGUCUUGGAUCCACUUAGAUUCCUGAUUAGUGCUGAUUAAAUGAAUGUCAACUCUUCAGACUUUCAUCUCUUCCUAUACCAGAGUGACAAACCCCAGGAAGUACAGACGGGGGACACACAUGCUGGUGUAAAUCGGUCUGAUGAUUGGGCACCAGACUCUGAGCUGAGCAGCCUUUGUAAGAGAACCGAAAACUUAGAAACUUUUAAUUUAAUGUUCUGCUUGUGAUACAGUCAGUGAAAUUUCGAGGCUAUAGGUGCAAUGUCAAAUGACCAAGAAUGCCCUCAAGUGAUGCCAUCUAGGUGCCAUUAAAUGUUUAGAAGAUCACAAAUACUCAAGAAAUAAUUGGGUGUUCUUAUGUUUUAAUGAAAUAUUGACAAAAAUGCUAAAUUUGCCUUGUUCACCUGAAACAUAGUCAGAUUUCAGAAUGCUGAAAGCAAUCUCAUAUUCUGCUAUGCUACAGUGCAAGCCAUCUCUCUUUGAUCUCCUGGUUUUGAGAAUUCAUGGAUUUCUGAACUAGGAAAAGGUUUUUUGAGCUAGCUGAAGUUGCUCUCCAGAUGGUGAAAUAUAAAAAUGCCCCUUGCAUUACUUCAGCCUCUUCUGUGGAAUCCCCACCAGCUAUCCCUCUCAGGUAAAGCAUUCUGCCGAGAGAUUGACGAAAAGCCGUCUUGAAAUAAGAUGCUCAUUGAGGCGAUGUCUACACUGCGGCAGGGAGCACGCUUCCCAGUGUGGCUAGACAGACACUUGUUAGCUCUGCUCAAAUUAGUGUGCUAAAAAUAGCAGAGCUAACAAGUGUCUGUCUAGCCACCCUGGGAAGCACUCUCCCUGCCGCAGUGUGGACAUAGCCUUAGCCAUGUUUAAUAGCAGGAAGGUGGGAUCAGAGCCAUAAAAGUUUUCUUCACUGAAUGUGGAAGACAUUUCAUGAAGCACUGGCAAAACUAAUCACAGACAAGACUUUCCUGAGAUCAGAAACAUUUGCUGACCUGACUAACAUAUAUACAAAUAUAGUAAACAAAUAAGAAUCUGAUUAUGGAUAUAAGCACAGAAAUGGCAACAAAGGCCCUCUUGUAUUCACACAGUAGGAAGGAAAUAAACUCCCCUUGAUAGAAAGAGACUUCACCCCCAAAACAUCACUUGCACUCAAUCUCCUCCUCUCUCCACACACCAUGGUAGUGAAUGGUAGAACUGAAUAUGGUUGUGUUGUCCAUAAAAUUUCAUUGAAUGAACUUUCAGUUCAUUUGUAGGAGAACAAUUUCAGUGACAAGCCUUGGAUGGCAACAGGCUGAGAAUGACAGUUAGCAAAACAGCUGGGAACCUCCAAAUUCCAUCUUUGAGGAGCAGCCAGUAACUGAGACUGAGGAAGGGCUUUCUGAAAUGAAUGUAUUCUUCCCUACCAUGAGCUGAUAGUGGAAGCUUUAAUAGAAAUUUGAGAAAGAAACAAUCUUAUUUAUAAUCAGUGUUAUAGAGCAAUAUGUUUUGCUUCCUUUCCAUGCCAUAAUUAGAUCACAUUUCCCCUUUGAAAAUGCAGCGGCAUUAGGGCAGCCAGAAAAUAAGAAUUCCAUUCCACAAUCAAUUGACAUAUAAGAACACAAGCAAACUGACAUUUGCACAUCUGAGAGCAACCACUCAAGGGCCAGUAGCCUGAGGGUUAGGAUACUCAGCUGUGGGGUAGAAGAUGCAGAUUCCAGGCCCUGCUCUAAUUCAAAGCAGAGAUUGGACCUGUGUCUCCACAUCCUAGGGAAAUGUCGUCACCAACAGGCAAAAGAGCUGGGUCUUAUCUUCACUUCAAAGUUAGGACAACAUAGCUACGGUGUUCAUGGGUUUGAAAAAUUCACACCCCCAGAGUGAUGUAGGUAUGCUGAUCUAAGCCCUGGGAUAGAUGCGGCCAGGUCGACGAAAGAUUUCUUUCAUUGUCCUAGCUACUGCCACCCAGAGAGGUGGAUUGCUUACAGCAAUGGAAGAACCCCUUCCAUCAGUGCAGGAAGUGUCACUGUCAGUGUUAUAGCCGUACUACUGUAGCACCCGUCGUGUAGACAUGGCUGCAGUCUCUCUCACCUGUUGGAGCUGUGCCACUUUGUAUAAACAAUUAAAUGUUAAUUGGACCAGAGAGAGAUGGUCUCUGUUGCCUGGCUUUCUCUCUCUCUCUCUCUUCCCAGAAAUUCCAUACUGGACCUGAGAAAUCAUCCCGUUGAGAAUGAUGCAUUUCAGUGAAAAUUUUUGGUUUUGAAAAUUCUGCCUUUUCGAAUGAAAAAAAUGGUUUGGCAGAAAAUUUCCAGCCAGCUGACAGCUAGGAUGGAAGCUUUAUUUUUCUGGUUCAUAUUCUUACUUAAAUAUGCACACACGCCAACACCAGCCCAGCACUAAGGACUGUGUACACAACUUAUUCUUGAUGGAGCUAAUUAACACACACUGAGUUUUGAGACAGUUUCAGUGACUUGAAUGUUUUAUGACAGAGUUUGAUUCCAUUUUUAAGUAUUAUUUUUCUGUAACAAUGAUUUUUCCUGGCCCCUGAACAAUAGUUUCCAGUUUGCUCCUUCUUUUGCCUCUUGAGAGUUGAGAGGUUUGAUUAUCUACAAUAAGGGUUGAAUCCAUGAUAAUUCCUUGGGAAUUUAUUGGACUGGCAAUGGGCAUAAGGGCCUGUUUUCAGUACUGAUAUGGCGUGAAUGUAAUAUGUAAUUUCAUAGAAAUUUCAUUGUAAUCUAGUAUUAAUUCAUGUCCAUUUAUUAUAAAGUGCUAUCAGAUGAGAUUUUGCAGCUGUAUCUUAUUGUGAGUUUAUUUAUAUGUUCUUGAUUAAGGAUUAGGAAUAAAGGAUAAGAGAAAUCUAGGUCAAUGAAAGGGACCCAGUGUUACCCAAGACAUGAGUUCUCUGAAUGUGAUUCCCCUUGGCAGGCUUCAAAAUUGAAAAUUGCUGUAAUUCUCAAAGGUUAUGUAUGAAAUUUUAGCCAUUCAUCAUAGCUACCACCUUAACUACCUGGUAAGAAUGACUGGAAGACAAGAGCUCUCUGCCUCAGAGAAGGCACCAAUAAACUGCUCAAUUAAGCUGAAAAUAUUCUCAAAAUCCAGAAGUGCGGUAUGUGUCUGGACAACAGGAACAGAUAUGCAGGUCUGAAGAGUCAUUUCAGUCUAUCCAAGAGAGAGUUACAGAUCGCAUUGCGCCUUCUGGGCAUUCCAUACCUUGGAUUGUGAGUCCAAUAUGCUCACAGCUGGUUAACAAAAUUAAUGGAUUUUUAAAUAAAGUAAAGUAAAAUAAAAUAAAAUAAAAAAUUCUGAGAUUGCUUAGUA
Molecule: messenger RNA, 5571 nt
Organism: Chelonia mydas (Green sea turtle)
Lineage: Eukaryota; Metazoa; Chordata; Testudines; Cheloniidae
Gene: PKNOX2
Product: PBX/knotted 1 homeobox 2
Exons: 13
Coding region: 281-1699 (472 amino acids)
Biological process (GO): regulation of transcription by RNA polymerase II
Molecular function (GO): DNA-binding transcription factor activity, RNA polymerase II-specific; RNA polymerase II cis-regulatory region sequence-specific DNA binding
Source: RefSeq, a predicted model, not a curated record